AUGAAUUUCUUUGAGAGUGCCUUAGUCAGUCUAGGUCAAGAUGAACUUUUAAACCGUGGUCAGGAGUUUGCGGGAGAACAUUUUCAACCUACAAAGGAUCCCUUUUAUGAGAAAACUUCAGAUGGGAAACAACAUCGUCUCCGUAUGCCAGAUUAUUGUACAAAAGAAGAAAGUAAAAAUUGGAAAUCUAUUCAAAAUAAAGCUUGGUUACAUGAUAAAGGAUUAUGUGGCUGUUGUUGUUGGGCAGAAAAUAUUGGUUGGGCUCCUGUGUUAGCAAUUUUCCCAAUUAUUGGUCCAGCAUUGAUGUAUUCUGUUCAUAGCAAAUUAAUUAAAUUAGCUGAUAAGAAGUAUAAUUUACCUGCAGAGAUGAAAGUUAAAAUGUAUUCUAAUAUUGCCGUUGAUCUAUGUAUUAGUUUGAUUCCAAUCCUUGGUUCUAUUUUUGCUUGGUUAAAUGCUUGUUCAACAAGAAAUACUGCAAUGAUUUAUAAUUUUGUUUGUGAAAGAUCUUUAGAGAGAUAUAAUAACGAACAACGUUCAAAACGUAAUAGAGAAGAAGCAAUUAAUAAUAAGUUACAAAAUGCUAAAAUUAUCAAUCAAAGAAGAGGUCAAGUUAAUCAACAAUCAAGAAAUGUAAUAAAAUCUCCAGAAAACAUUACAACUAAAACUACGGUCAAACAAAAUCAAGUAAUACCGGAUAAUACAUACUAUGGUAACAGAAUUCCCCCUAUAAAUAAUAAUAAUAAUAGUUGGGAACAACAGCAAAAUAAGAAUUAUGCAUUCCAAAAUAAUUCCAAAAAUCCGCCUUACCCAGUGGAAUCGUACAAAAACAACAAUUAUUCUAAUAAUAAUAACAGAAUACAAUACCAGCAGAAUACACAACAAUAUAAUAUGGUAAAUAACCAACAUCAACAGUAUUACCCUCAAUACAAUCAAAAUCAGAAUCAGAACCAAUACCCACAGGGACAGUAUAUACCGAUGCAAAAUAUGCAACGUCCUCAACGUGCUUAUCAUUCAUAA
Molecule: messenger RNA, 1017 nt
Organism: Maudiozyma saulgeensis
Lineage: Eukaryota; Fungi; Ascomycota; Saccharomycetes; Saccharomycetales; Saccharomycetaceae
Source: the annotation of a GenBank genome assembly